CAAAUGCCUUAGGAAUAUUGAUUUGAGUGAAUUUAAUGCAUUUUUUUUUCUGUGUAUUUACAGAUGGGGCGUGAGUGGGUUUGGUUGGAUUCUGAACAAGACUAUCCCAAUGACUCUGAGUUGAGCAACAACUGCAGGUCCCUCUUCAGCUCGUGGGACUCCAGUCUGGAUCUUGAUGUGGGCAGCUGGAGGGAAACUGAGGAGCCAGGGACUGAGGAAUUAGUGGAAAGCAGCCCAGGGACAGAAUCUAGUGAGCUGCUUAUGGGGGACGGAGGCAGUGAGGAAUCUCAGGAAGAGACACAGCAAAUCAGCCACCAGAACCUCCUCCACUUUCUCUCUGAGGUAGCUUAUUUAAUGGAGCCAUUGUGCAUUAGCGGCAAAGAAUCAAGUGAAGGUUGCUGCCCUUCACCUGAUACCAGACAAGAGGAAAGGGAAAUUGAAGCUACUGAAGGAGAUAAGGAACCCUGCAGAGAGCCUGAAGAGCUUUCAGCUAAGGUAGAACCAUUGGUAGCUGAGGAGUCACUGGGAGAAAAUGGAAGGCCAGAGGUGGCUCCAGCUCCCUCAGAUAUUUGUGCAGUUUGGGGACUACCAACAGAGAAUGAAGAGGGAGAGGUUCAGCAAGAAUCCAAAGAAGAGGACCAGGGCGAAGGGUAUGUGUCAGAGAUGGAAGACCGGCCCUCCUCAGGUGAGUGUGAUGAUGGCUCUAGCAUUCAGGAGGCUCCUCUGGUGGAUGUCCUUUUCAGCCAUGCUACUUCCUCAAAUCUGUCUGAUCUAAGCCAGAGUGAUCCUGUUCAGGAUCACUUACUAUUUAAGAAGACUCUCCUGCCAGUAUGGAAGAUGAUUGCCAGUCACAGGUUCAGCAGUCCAUUUCUGAAGCCAGUGUCAGAAAGGCAGGCCCCAGGAUACAAGGAUGUGGUGAAAAGACCCAUGGACUUAACUACCCUGAAAAGGAAUCUGUCUAAGGGACGGAUUCGCACCAUGGCACAAUUCCAGCGAGACUUGAUGCUGAUGUUCCAAAAUGCUGUGAUGUACAAUGACUCUGAUCAUCAUGUGUAUCAUAUGGCUGUGGAGAUGCAGCGAGAAGUCCUGGAGCAGAUUCAGGUGCUGAGUAUUUGGCUAGACAAAAGAAGAAACUUAAAUAGUCUGGAAUGAGAACCAGCCAACCCAGUGCAUGAUGAAAAGCCUGUUUUGUUAACCUGGAGCUGCUACCCUGACCUUUUCUGGAAUUUGGACCUUUCAUUGAGACUGAUCCAGAGAAGAUCCCAGUACUUGUUUACCUUCUCUGUUGUCUUUCAUAAUAAGAAUAAUACCUUAACUCACAACCUAGGAGUCAAAGAUGCCUGUGGACAUAAUUUUAAGAAAAGGGGGGAAACUUAUUUGAUGUAAUAAAUAUCACCCAUAUCUUUGUUCUAUAUCUAUAGGCUUAAUUUAGAGGUAAUUGGAUUAGACCUCUUAUGACUGCUCUAUAAAUAAAUGUUA
This is a messenger RNA of Myotis brandtii (Brandt's bat), 1479 nucleotides long. RefSeq names its product bromodomain-containing protein 8-like. Lineage: Eukaryota; Metazoa; Chordata; Mammalia; Chiroptera; Vespertilionidae. Gene Ontology annotation, molecular function: protein binding. Gene Ontology annotation, cellular component: NuA4 histone acetyltransferase complex. The transcript is spliced from 7 exons. The record is from RefSeq and is a predicted model, not a curated record. The coding region runs from base 64 to 1152 and encodes 362 amino acids.